AUGCAGCCGGGGCUCGCGCCGCCCACCCGGCGACACUACAGCGAGGCGGCGGCCGACCGCGAGGACGACCCCAACUUCUUCAAGAUGGUGGAGGGCUUCUUCGACCGCGGCGCCAGCAUCGUGGAGGACAAGCUGGUGGAGGACCUCAAGACCCGGGAGAGCGAGGAGCAGAAGCGGAACCGGGUUCGCGGCAUCUUGCGGAUCAUCAAGCCCUGCAACCAUGUGCUGAGCCUGAGCUUCCCCAUCCGGCGCGACGACGGCUCCUGGGAGGUCAUCGAAGGCUACCGGGCCCAGCACAGCCAGCACCGCACGCCCUGCAAGGGAGGUGAGCGCCGGCCAAGCCCCUCGCGCCCUCACCCGCGGCCCUGCGCGGCCCGGCUGGGCACUGGCCCUCUCCCACACUCCCUCCGGCCUCAGCCGCGGAUGUGUCAGGCUCGCGCGGACAGUGAUUUUUCCUCCCCAAACCGCCAUGUAGUGGUCCUAUCUUCUGCCGCGUGAGCCCUCAUCCCCGGCCCCUGCAGGUGGAUGCUGUAUGCAGAAUAGUUGCUCCACCGCUCUUCUUUUCGGUCCCAGUGUAGGUGACAUCCAGGGUGGGUCCUGACGAAAUGGACUUAUAGAUAUGGGAAUGACCGGCCAAUCUGAUUGUGCCUUUGCAAGUUUUUGUGAGCUUCUGUGACUCACCCGAAUACAAACUAUGAAAUAAUUAUUUCCGGGUUUUUUUCCUCCCACUCAUUUUUACAUCAGUGACAGAUGAUACAGAAACAUACAAAGUUUAUUGUCUUUUAGGUUUGAAAUCUAGACAGUUUUACUAACCAAAUGAUUUUACUAAUUACACGUUGGUCUUUUAAAUCCUGUUACUUUCUGCCCUGACUGCUUCUGUUUUGCACACACCAAAAAAAAAAAAAAAGUAA
This is a messenger RNA of Leptonychotes weddellii (Weddell seal), 911 nucleotides long. NCBI's taxonomy places the organism in Eukaryota, Metazoa, Chordata, Mammalia, Carnivora, Phocidae. The record is from RefSeq and is a predicted model, not a curated record.